ACAGACAGGUAGUACGUUGGUGUCUUGUCGAGGUUAAAGCUUCUGUUUAUCUUUAUAAGAUCAAGCAGGUAAAACAUUCGGAUACGUUUCUGAGGAGCAUGUGGAAAACAGACAGGUGGAAUCGUACUCAGAGAACUCUGAUUGAAUGAAGUACAAGCAAGCACCUGUAGAUCCAGAGUUGAACGGCAGCAUUCAUCUCCUCGGAUCUUAAAAGGCGACAUUACCGCACCACGACUGAAGAGCUCACUGAACUUCAUCUUUUUUAUUCUUGGUUCGCUGUGUACAUAGACUGUUCUACUAAUAACUCUGACAUAACAAAGAGGAACUUGUGGCCGUGGUUUUGCCUGGGUGGAGGAGCCGCUCGGCGGUCGUCUGUCCGGUUACAGACGAGCCUGAUUCUUGAGAGGUGAUGGUGGGUGGCGGAGCGGUCACUGUGCGCCCGCACAGGCGCCUGGACUGAAAGUGUCACAGUGCAAACAUGGAAUUUCUCAAGAGCCUCGUUCCCACGGCCAUCUCGGGGGACGGCGGCAUGCCGGCGACGGAUGCGGGGGGAGUGUGGUUGCGGGAUACGGGCCCUCGCUUGCUGAGGAUAAAACGUUUGGGGAUGCAGCCUGUCCCACAGGUCAACGAAGAGGAGCAAGAUGCAACCACCCCGACCGGGCGUCCGGUCGUACGGCUUCAACGACAUCGUGGCAAAGCCUCUGUCCCUGUAAGCAACAGCAGUGUGAGUAGGCGAGGAACCUCCCCUUCGGCCCCCCCAAGCUGGGAGAAGCGUAGCAUCCACCCCGCCACCAUGUCCAGCAUCACCAUCGACCCUGAGCUCAAGCCCGGGGAAUUCGUCAUCAAGAGCCUUUUCGCAGAGUUCGCUGUGCUAGCCGAAAAGAAGAUCGAGGUGGUCAUGGCCGAACCGCUGGAGAAGCCCCUGUCCCGCUCACUGCAAAGAGGAGAAGAUGCACAAUUUGAUCAGUUAAUAAGCUCUAUGAGCUCCAUAGCAGAACACUGUUUGCCUUCGCUGUUGCGGACGUUGUUUGACUGGUACAGAAGACAGAGCGGAACAGAAGACGAGUCGUACGAGUACAGGCCUCGCUCCAGCACCAAGUCUAAAGGAGAUGAACAACAUCGGGACAAAGACUUUCUCCUGGAGCGAAGGGACUUAGCCAUAGACUUCAUUUUUUGUUUAGUGUCAGUGGAAGUUUUGAAACAGAUUCCACUUCAUCCAGUGCCAGACACCUUAGUACAAGAAGUCCUUAACCUGGCAUUCAAGCACUUUAAACACAAAGAGGGGUACUCGGGCCCCAACACUGGUAAUGUGCAUAUCAUUGCUGAUCUGUACGCUGAGGUCAUCGGAAUCCUCGCCCAAUCAAAGUUCCAGGCGGUGCGCAAGAAGUUCAUCACUGAGCUAAAGGAACUGAGGCUGAAGGAGCAAAGUCCUCAUGUGGUGCAGAGCAUCAUCACCCUCAUCAUGGGCAUGAAGUUCUUCAGGGUGAAGAUGUACCCCGUCGAGGACUUUGAAGCUUCUUUCCAGUUCAUGCAGGAAUGUGCUCAGUAUUUCCUGGAGGUGAAGGAUAAAGAUAUCAAACAUGCACUGGCUGGCCUGUUUGUGGAGAUACUCAUCCCUGUAGCUGCGGCAGUGAAGAAUGAAGUGAAUGUGCCGUGCCUGAAGAACUUUGUUGAGAUGCUCUACCAGACGACCUUUGACCUCAGCUCAAGAAAGAAGCACUCACUGGCGUUGUACCCCUUGGUGACGUGUCUGCUGUGUGUUAGUCAGAAGCAGUUCUUCCUCAAUAACUGGCACAUCUUCCUUCAGAACUGCCUUUCACACCUAAAGAUGCCGUCAAACAACAGCAUCCGUAAGCAGAUUGAGACCUUACAGAACAAAGACCCCAAAAUGUCUCGUGUAGCACUGGAGUCUCUGUACAGGCUGCUUUGGGUUUACAUCAUCAGGAUCAAAUGCGAGAGCAACACAGCCACACACAGUCGUCUCCUCAGUAUUGUAACCGCACUUUUCCCGAAGGGCUCUCGCAGCGUGGUGCCCAGGGACACACCCCUCAACAUCUUUGUUAAGAUCAUUCAGUUUAUUGCUCAGGAACGGCUUGACUUUGCCAUGAAAGAGAUCAUCUAUGACCUACUGUGUGUGGGCAAGUCCCAUAAGACAUUCACCAUCAAUCCAGAGAGGAUGAAUAUUGGUCUGCGGGCCUUCCUGGUGAUAGCCGACAGCCUGCAGCAGAAAGACGGCGAGCCGCCCAUGCCCACCACAGGAGUCAUCUUACCCUCCGGCAACACGCUGAGGGUCAAAAAGAUCUUCCUCAACACCACACUCACAGACGAGGAAGCCAAAGGCAUAGGCAUGUCACUGUAUUACCCUCAGGUCAGGAAAGCUCUGGAUAACAUCCUCAGACACCUGGAUAAAGAAGUGGGGCGGUCUAUGAGCAUGACCAGUGUUCAGAUGUCCAACAAAGAACCAGAGGACAUGAUCACUGGGGAGCGAAAACCGAAGAUCGACCUGUUUCGGACGUGUGUAGCUGCCAUUCCCAGACUGAUUCCAGACGGCAUGAGCAGACAGGAUCUCAUCGAGCUACUGGCCAAACUGACCAUCCAUAUGGACGAAGAGCUACGUGGUCUGGCGUUCACCACUCUGCAGGCUCUGAUGGUGGACUUCCCAGACUGGAGAGAGGACGUGCUGUCUGGCUUUGUGUAUUUCAUUGUGAGGGAGGUGACUGAUGUUCAUCCCACUCUACUGGACAAUGCUGUCAAGAUGCUUCUGCAGCUCAUCAUACAAUGGAGGCAGGCUGUGCAGAGCAACCGCAGUCAUGAUUCACAGGGUCCGUGUUUGCCGCUAGAGAGAUCUCCUCUCUGGACAGUUUUACAUGUGGUGGAGGGUCUGGCUCUGGUCGUUCUGUGUAGCUGUCGACCUGCAACACGGAGGCUUGCUGUCAAUGUCCUCAAAGAGGUUCGAUCGCUGCACGCAGCCCUUGGCAUCACAAAGGGAGAUGAGGAGUUGGCGAUAGAUGUGAUGGACAGAUUGAGCGCUUCAGUUCUCGAAAGCUUUAUCCACCUUACUGGGGCCGAUCAGUCAAAUCUGCUAUACUGCCCCAGUGGAAUAGACCUUCAGACUCUGGCCGAGUGGAGCUCCUCCCCUAUCAGCCACCAGUUUGAUGUGGUAAGCCCCUCCCACAUUUGGGUCUUUGCACAUGUGACGCAAGGUCAGGACCCCUGGGUGAUCAGCCUGUCCAGUUACCUGCGGCAGGAGCACCUGCCCAAACACUGUCCCUCUGCACUGAGCUACGCUUGGGUCUUUGCCUCCACACGCCUCCAGCUGCUCUCACCACAAGUCGACAUCAACAGCCCCAUCAAUGCUAAGAAGGUGAACAACAUGAGCAGUAGCAGUGACUCUUAUGUAGGGCUUUGGAGGAACUAUCUGAUCCUUUGCUGCAGUUCUGCCACUUCUUCAUCUUCCUCAUCAUCGUCCUCAUCGGCCCCCGGGUCUGUUCGCUGCUCUCUGCCUGAGACCCUAGCGUCCACGCCAGACAGCGGAUAUAGUUACGAUUCAAAGAUCAUUAGCGUUCCGUCCCCUUCCUCCUUGUUCAAGCAUGUGGUUCCUAUGAUGCGUUCUGAGAGCAUGGACAUCACGGAGUCUCUUGUACUGGGGCUUGGCAGGACCAACCCCAUUGCCUUCAGAGAGCUGUUGGAUGAGUUAAACCCCAUCAUUAAAGAGGCGCUUGAAAGAAGGCCAGAGAACAUGAAGCGACGACGUCGUCGUGAUGUUCUCAGAGUCCAGCUGGUCCGGAUUUUUGAGCUACUGGCCGAUUCUGGGGUCAUCAGUCAGACUGCGAGCAGUGGUCUGGAUGGGGAGUCUCACUCUUUGAACAGCACGCUGCUGGAAUACGUGGAUCUGACCCGGCAGCUUCUGGAAGCGGAGAACGACAAAGACUCGGACACGUUAAGAGACAUCCGCUGUCACUUCAGCGCCCUGGUGGCCAACAUCAUUCAGAAUGUACCAGUGCAUCAGAGAAGGAGCAUCUUCCCACAGCAGUCUCUGAGACACAGUCUCUUCAUGCUCUUCAGUCAUUGGGCGGGACCCUUCAGCAUCAUGUUCACGCCGCUGGACCGAUACAGCGACCGUAACAUGCAGAUCAACAGACACCAGUACUGUGCGCUGAAGGCCAUGUCUGCAGUGCUGUGUUGUGGUCCGGUGGCUGAUAAUGUUGGUCUGUCUUCUGAUGGAUACCUUUACAAGUGGCUGGACAACAUUCUAGACUCCCAAGACCGCAAGGUGCAUCAGUUGGGCUGUGAGGCAGUCAUGCUGUUGUUAGAACUGAACCCGGAUCAGAGCAAUCUGAUGUUCUGGGCAGUGGAUCGCUGCUACACGGGGUCCCGCAGGGUCGCCGCGGGCUGCUUCAGGGCCAUCGCUAAUGUAUUUCACAACAGGGAUUACCAGUUUGACACUGUGGUUCUGCUGAAUCUCAUCCUCUUUAAGGCCGCAGACUCUUCCAGAGAUAUCUACGAGGUCGCCAUGCAGCUGCUACAGAUACUGGAGCCAAAACUGUUCCGUUAUGCCCAUAAACUGGAGAUCCAGCGUGCUGAUGGCGUGUUAUCUCCAGCCUCCCCCCUUCCUCACCUGUACUCUGUGUCCUACUACCAACUCAGCGAAGAACUUGCUAGAACGUACCCCGAGCUCACGCUGCCCAUCUUCUCAGAGGUGAGUCAGAGAAUCCAGACAGCGCACCCUGGUGGUCGGCAGGUGAUGCUGCAUUACCUCCUACCCUGGAUGAACAACGUGGAGCUGGUGGACUUCAAGCCUUCAACUCGCCGUCAAGAGGAGCCGUCGUCAACAGAGGACGAGGAGGAUGCCCAUGAGAGAGAGAUGAUGAUGGUGAACAGCCGUCGCUGGCUGAGAGGAGAGGGCUGGGGGUCACCGCAUGCUACCACCAUGAUCCUGAAUAACCUCAUGUUCAUGACUGCAAAGUAUGGAGAUGAGUUUGCAUGGUCAGAGAUAGAGAACGUCUGGACUACUUUAGCUGACAGCUGGCCCAAAAAUCUAAAGAUCAUCCUGCACUUCCUCAUCAGCAUGUCCGGAGUCAACAGCGAACCGAGUCUCCUGCCUUACGUGAAGCGUGUGGUGGUGUAUCUAGGCAGGGAUAAGACCAUGCAGCUGCUUGAAGAGUUAAUGAAUGAGCUGGAGCUGACAGAGCCCGUGUGCUCAGCUGUCACUCACAUGGAUAACCCGCCCUACUACCGCAUCACUUCCUCUUACAAAAUCCCCUCUGUUACAUCAGGAACAACGUCCAGUAGCAACACCAUGGUACCCGGACCUGAUGGACACCACGACAGCAAACUUAAAGAUUCCAACAUGGAGGACAAUUACACUCAUCUGGACAUCUACAGCGGUCUUAACAGUAAUCUGAACAGACAACAUCAUCGGCUGGAGUCCCGUUACAGCAGCAGCUCAGGAGGAUCGUAUGAGGAAGAGAAAAGUGACACUAUGCCUGUUUACGCGAACUGGCGUCUGAAGGUGAUGGAUCAUAACCGGCCCGAGCCCCUCCCAUUUCCCCCUACUGGCGGCUGCUGGUCACCUCUGAUCGAUUACCUGCCCGAGACCACCACACCUGGAGUCUCCCUGCACAGGUGUAACAUUGCUGUGAUCUUACUCACCGACCUCAUUGUAGACCACGGCGUCAAAGUGGAAUGGAGCUCGUACCUUCACCUGCUUCUGCACUCCAUCUUCAUAGGUUUCGACCACCAGCACCCAGAAGUCUAUGAGCACUGCAAGCGCUUAUUGCUACACCUGCUGGUCGUCCAGGGAACCAACAGCAGCGUCCAAUCACUGGCCUCCGUGCUGCUGCGGAACAGAGAGCUUAAUGAGCCCCGAGUCCUGACAGUCAAACCAGCGCUUCAGGAGUUCAACCUCACAGGCACCACAGAGCUAAUGCCUGAAUACCAGCCAUCUCCAAUGACAGAUUCUGGCCUGAGCUCCAGCUCCACGUCGUCCAGUAUCAGUCUGGGCUGCUCGGCCCUGCCUCACCUCACCCCCACCCUUCUUAAUGAGGUGGACCUGUCUGCAGAACAGGACGAGAAGGUCAAAAACCUCAUUGAGUUCAUCAGCUCGAGGAAACGAGGUCCACUGUGGAACCAUGAAGACGUCUCUCCUAAAAACCCCAAUAUCAAGAGCGCUGAUCAGCUUAGCGUUUUCCUACGCCAUGUUGUCAACGUCUUUAAGCAGACGCCGUCCGGUUAUCAGCUGGAGCAGGAGUUGAGUGAAGUCGCUCUGCAGACCGCUCUGUCCUGCUCUUCACGACACUACGCCGGUCGUUCUUUCCAGAUCUUCAGAGCGCUGAAACAGCCCCUCACAGCCUCCACGCUGUCAGAUGUGCUCUCUCGUCUGGUCGAGACUGUGGGAGAUCCAGGAGAAGAGGCUCAGGGUUUUGUUAUAGAGUUGCUGUUGACUCUAGAGGCUGGUAUAGACACACUGGCUGAAACCAUGAAAAACUACGACCUGCUUACUGCACUCUCACAGGCCUCCCAUGAUCCUCUGCAUGGCACAAAGUUUGCCAAUAACAGGAAGAGUACUGGUCAGCUGAAUCUCAGCAGUGGAAGUUUCUUGCACGCCAACUACAGCCACACUCGCAGCAACUCUCUCCGGGCCAGUCUGAUGGGCGAACGCCUCGGAGACCGGCGCCGUAGCAACACCCUCGACGUGGCCGACCGUUUGGGCGGCAGCCACGGCAACCUCGCCCGUACGCGGAGCUUAUCGUCGUUACGAGAGGAUGGCGGGCGUGGAGAUGGAGGAGGUGGUGGGGGUGGAGUCGGGUCUGGUGAGGUGGUGCCACCCACCGACCCCACCAACCUGCUGGCGACGGUGUUCUGGAUCGCCACGUCGCUUUUGGAGUCCGAUUAUGAGUUCGAGUACCUGCUGGCUCUCAAGCUGCUAAACCGACUCCUGGCCCAGAUGCCCCUGGAGAAGGCCGACAGCAGGGAGAAGCUGGAGAGGGUUCAGGCCAAGCUGAAGUGGUACAACUUCCCCGGGCUGCUCACGCUUUUCCUGAAGGGCUUUACUUCAGCUGCAACACAGGAGCUCACUAUUCAUCUCCUCAGUAAACUCAUAACGGUGUCUCGACACACGCUUAUAGACCCCUCACAGGUAGCAGGUUUUCCUCUGAAUAUCUUGUGCCUGCUGCCACACCUGGUCCAGCACUUUGACAACCCCACAGUGUUCUGUAAGGAGACCGCCGACCGCAUCGCCAAAGUGUGCGCCGAGGAAAAGUCGGCGACGCUGGCCAACCUGGCACACAUGAUGAGCCUGUACUCCACGCACAGCUACUCACGAGACAGCACCAACUGGAUCAACGUGGUGUGCCGCUACUUGCACGACUCGUUCUCUGAAAUCACGUUUAACCUGGUCACUUACCUCGCUGAGUUGCUGGAGAAGGGUCUCAACAGCAUGCAGCAGUCUUUACUGCAGAUCAUCUACAGUCUGCUGAGUCACAUCGACCUGUCUGCAGCACCGGUCAAACAGUUCAACCUGGAAAUCAUGAAGAUCAUAGGCAAAUAUGUGCAGAGCCCGUACUGGAAAGAGGCCCAGAACAUUCUGAAAUUGGUCGUGUCUCGAUCAGCCAGUCUGGUGGUUCCAGAUGAAGUGCAGCGCUCCUAUAGCACCGAGUCGACCGGUUCGCCGGAGAUCGCGUUCACUCGCAUUUUUAACAAUUCAUCUAAAGAGCUGCCAGGAAAAACGCUGGACUUCCACUUUGACAUCUCAGAGACACCUAUCAUAGGUCACAAGUAUGGAGACCAGCGAACUACACCAGGGCGUAAUGGGAAACCGCAGGUCAUUGCUGUGACAAGAAGCACCUCUUCGACUUCCUCAGGGUCCAACUCCAACGGCCUGGUGCCAGUCAGCUGGAAGAGACCUCAGCUCUCACAAAGGAGAACCCGUGAGAAACUGAUGAAUGUCUUGUCUCUGUGUGGCCCUGACACCGGCUUGCCCAAAAACCCCUCUGUGGUAUUCUCAUCAAAUGAGGAUUUGGAUGCAGGUGACCAGCAGACCAGCCUGAUCCCCACUGUAGAGGAAGUGACACGGGAGGAGGAGGCACAAGCGGAAGAUGCAGGAAGUGAACAGCAGUUUGGUGUCUUCAAGGAUUUUGACUUCUUGGAUGUGGAGUUGGAGGAUACGGAGGGGGAGAGCAUGGACAACUUCAACUGGGGUGUGCGACGCCGGUCUCUGGACAGCAUUGAUAAAGGUGACACCCCGUCGCUGCAAGAUUGUCAGUACUCCGGCAGCACGCCCAGCCUCAUCCAACCAGAGGACACAGAUGAAUCAUCAGAGGAGGAGGUACUGAGCGCUAGCCAGAUUCUCACCCGCUCCAAUCUCCUUAACAGCGAUUCUGCUACCGAUGACGCCAUAUCCAAUCACAUGGACUCCCUACAGCAGUCCCAAGAGUCUUCCUGUAGUGUCCUGACAGAAGAGGCCACACCCAGUCUGCCACUACCCCGCCCAGGCAGCCCCACCCCUGAGACCGCCCACUCUGACAGCAAUAGCAGCCAGCUGCCUGAGGAUGCCAGUGUAACUGCCGGCGAUGAAUUAAGCAGCAGUGUCAGCGAGGAUACGGGGUUUGGCAGUGCCCCUCCCCUACCCUCUGAGUUGUGUGACUUACCUGACUCUCAGGACCCCACCGACGACCUGGAUCCUGCCCCCCCUCCACCGCCGGCAGUGGACAGCCCGCCUGGAUCCCUCUUUAAGGAAGAGCCGGCACGGCCACCACCUGUCAUAGGCUCUGCACUGGGGUCAAUGUGCGAUGAUGAGACAGGCCUUGUGCUGCCCGUUCUGGACUCGGGCCCGGAUUAGGUAUGUGAGGAGGAUGUGACGCUGGCUAUGAAAGAGCUUGAUGAAAGAUGUGAGGAAGAGGAAGCUGAUUUUUCCAGCAUGUCCAGUCAAGAUGAGGCUGAUGCCGAUGGUUUUCCUGAACUCCAGGCCUCUCCACCUCCAUCGCCCUUUCUCUCGGCUAUUCUGGCUGCAUUCCAGCCCGUAGCUUGUGAUGAUGAGG
Molecule: messenger RNA, 9038 nt
Organism: Triplophysa rosa
Lineage: Eukaryota; Metazoa; Chordata; Actinopteri; Cypriniformes; Nemacheilidae
Gene: fryl
Product: furry homolog, like
Exons: 55
Coding region: 479-8839 (2786 amino acids)
Biological process (GO): neuron projection development; cell morphogenesis
Cellular component (GO): cell cortex; site of polarized growth
Source: RefSeq, a predicted model, not a curated record